CAGUUUGGGCCCCGGCAGGAUGGCUCCCGCGAAGAAGGGUGGUGAGAAGAAGGGCCGUUCUGCCAUCAACGAGGUGGUGACCUGGGAGUACACCAUCAACAUCCACAAGUGCAUCCAUGGCGUGGGCUUCAAGAAGCGUGCUCCUCGGGCACUCAAAGAAAUCCGGAAAUUUGCAAUGAAGGAGAUGGGGACCCCAGACGUUCGCAUUGAUACCAGGCUCAAUAAAGCCGUCUGGGCCAAAGGAAUAAGGAAUGUUCCGUACCGUAUCCGUGUACGUUUGUCCAGAAAACGUAAUGAGGAUGAGGAUUCCCCGAACAAGCUGUAUACAUUGCUAACCUACAUGCCUGUUGCCACAUUCAAAAAUCUACAGACUGUCAACGUGGAUGAGAACUAACCUGCUGAAUGUCAAAUAAAGUUGAGAGCUGACUGCGAG
Phodopus roborovskii (desert hamster) is the source of this 433-nucleotide messenger RNA. Its product is annotated as 60S ribosomal protein L31. The record is from RefSeq and is a predicted model, not a curated record. The coding region runs from base 20 to 394 and encodes 124 amino acids. The transcript has a single exon. Gene Ontology annotation, cellular component: ribosome; cytosolic large ribosomal subunit. Gene Ontology annotation, biological process: cytoplasmic translation. NCBI's taxonomy places the organism in Eukaryota, Metazoa, Chordata, Mammalia, Rodentia, Cricetidae. Gene Ontology annotation, molecular function: structural constituent of ribosome.